Pieris rapae (cabbage white) is the source of this 2419-nucleotide messenger RNA. It is a transcript of the gene por, whose product is annotated as protein-serine O-palmitoleoyltransferase porcupine. NCBI's taxonomy places the organism in Eukaryota, Metazoa, Arthropoda, Insecta, Lepidoptera, Pieridae. Gene Ontology annotation, molecular function: palmitoleoyltransferase activity; Wnt-protein binding. Bases 318 to 1643 code for a protein of 441 amino acids. Gene Ontology annotation, cellular component: endoplasmic reticulum; membrane. The transcript has a single exon. The record is from RefSeq and is a predicted model, not a curated record. Gene Ontology annotation, biological process: lipid modification; Wnt protein secretion; protein palmitoylation.
GUGAAGUAAAUUUUCAAAUUUAACGGAGUGACUACGUCAUGUCCAAGAGCGAAAAAUUAAAUCAGCGAUGUGAAUUGUGAAUACUUAUUUUCAUUUUAAAAGAAUAGUGAAUAUAAUUCCUAACAGGAAUAAUACUUAUUUAGUUUAGUUGAAGAAAAGUGAAAUUAACAAUAUACAAAACAACAUGCUGAAGAUAUGAUGCAUCGUUUUAUCAAACUAAAAAUUAAGUAAUAGACAUAAUGCUUUCAUUGCCCGUGAAUAAUUUAUUGACCAAGGAGGUCUCCUUAUCUUAUUAGUCAUCUUAAAAAGUAAAAAAAAUGGAUGAAGAGGAAUAUAUUGAAAGUACUUGGUUAUAUUUAUCUUUUUGUGUUGAACCUACCCUCUAUGAAGGGUUAAGAUUUGCAAAAGAUUUACUAAUAGCUAGUGUUUCUUUACGUAUGGCUAUACAAUAUAUUGCUAUGCCUCAUAAUGUUCGUCAUAGUCUAAGUUUCAUUAUUGGGGGUCUACUGUUGUAUUAUAGUAUAGGAUUAGCUAUUGUUUGGAUCUUUGGACUUACAUUAAGUGUAUAUAUACUUAUUUUAAUUUUAUCAUUGUCUACAAGAAAAAGAGUGAGAGGACCUGUAACUUGUCUGUGUGUUAUAUCAUUUCUACUCUUGUGUGAGUUACAUCUAAUCAACCCGAAGACGUGGCAACAAAUACGAGGAAUUCAAAUGAUAGCCUCUAUGAAGAUAAUAUCAGUUGCUAUAGAACUGGAUCGAAGUUUAUUUAAGAAAAUGAUAAAUCCAGUUGAAUUUUUUGGAUACAUAUUUUGCCCAGCUAACUGUAUGUUGGGUCCAUGGAUAUCGUUCCACUCUUAUGAUCAAUACUUAGGUGUAAAAUUCUUAACAAAGAGAUGGAUUAAAGUAAUUGCAGGAAACAUGGCAAUGGCAUUAAUAUUUUUAAACUUAUCUAAUUGUAUUGUGCCUUGGAUCAUCAGCGAUGAUAGUACAAAGUGGCUUUUAGCAUAUAGAGAUGCUCAGGCUUUUAGGAUGUCUCAUUAUUUUGUAUCAAGUAUGUCUAUGGUUUCUAUGUUGAGUGCUGGUUUUGGGUUGACAAAUGAUUGCCAUUCUGAAAUCCAAAUCACAAAACCUUUAUUUAUUGAGUUACCAAGAUCUUUAGUGCAAGUUGUUAUAUUUUGGAACAUUCCCAUGCACCAAUGGCUGAAGAAUUAUGUAUUUAAGUCAUGUCAUGCCUAUGGGCAGUUCUUUGCAAUACUAUCUACAUAUGUUGUAUCAUCACUGCUCCAUGGAUGUAACUUUCAGCUAUCAGCUGUACUAUUAAGCAUAGGAACUUUUUCUUACAUUGAAUAUAAUCUUAGACUUAAAGUUGCAUCUGCAUUAGAAGCAUGUUGCCUAGCAAACCCAUGUGCAAAGCAGUGUGAGCAUAAAUAUAAGAAAAAUUGCAUUUUAACAGUAUUUUUAAACACUUUAUUUUCUUUUAUAACUGUCAUACACUUGGCAUAUUUGGGAGUAAUGUUUGAAGCAUCUUUUUCUAUACAAGAAACUGGAUAUUCAUUUUCUCAUACAAUUAGUAAAUGGGAGAACUUAGAUUUUUUUAACCAUGGCCUAGCUACUUUUUUCUAUGUUAUAUAUUUAAUGAUGUAAGUGAAAUCUCAAAUCCUGUAUGUAAUUUUUUUAAAGGGUUAGUAAAUAAAAUCAAUUACUAAUCUUUUAAAGAAAUUCUGCAUAAAAGAAAAUACCUGAGCUGUCUUAUUGUUAUAAAAAAUAGGUUGACAGACAGUCAUUCAGUAAAAACACCCAAUCUAAUGAAAAGAAACCCAAUAAAAAAAUCAGUCUUAUAUAAUACAUUAUAACUUAAACACUUAUGUGUAAUUCAGACACAUUUUAUUUAAAAUACUAUUUAACUGGAAGAAAUUAAUACUACUUUUGUUACAUCAGACUGAUUUUAUAGUGAUAAUUGUGUAUAUUUAUCUUACCAACCCAAUUUGCUAGCAUGUUAUAUUUACACAUGUAUAUAUAUAUAAUGAAAAAUGUUCAAUUUAUUUUAAAAUACUCAUACUUUAAUUUCCUUAUAUAUCAAAACACAUAGUAAUGAUAUGUGAACUUAUUAAUCGGAAGCAUAAAAACUUAUAGAAGAUAUGCCUAAUUGUUUAAUAAGAUUUUAUAUCAGUAUUAAUACUUGUAAAAUGAAUUUAUAUAUUUUAUUCAAGUAUUUUGUGCCAUUUAAACGCAUUUAAUCAACUCUGCCAAGAUAUAUUUCCGUUAAUUAAUAAAAAUGGUAUUUUUACAAGUUUGUCAGCAGUUUGUACUAUAACAUAAUUGUAGUCACUCUUAUUACUUGAAUAUUUAACUUGCAAGCGGUAAUUUACUCUUUCCUCAGUUGGCAUGGAACAACAUGGUUCCAGAUUUUCUAUUGCUUC